UCUGUGAACAUUAAUCUUGCCAAUAAUGCCACACAAGCUCCUUUCCAACUUUGCACUCUCAUCACAGAAAAUUACACGGAGUCUUUCCUAUGCCCACACCCCCAAACCUGAUGCUUGACGUCACCUCAAUCCCGUCCCGAAUCACAAGCUUCCGCAACCUGCACACUAAGCCGCCAUCGCAACAACUCGCCCUCUCCCUCCCUCAUGGAGCACCGAUAGCACGUCUUCAUUCCUCCGGCUCAGCAUGAGGAGGUCGGCCUUGACGCUUGGCCGAACAUGUCUUCGCUGUCCUCGUCCGACAUUACGGUCGCAGCAAUGUCUACCAAAUUACAAUAGCCGGGGUCUGGGGCUUGGGCUUCAACCCAUUGCCCGGCGAGCAUAUAUACACGGAGGAGGAAGUCAACGAGCGGGAGGGAAAAGUAAAUGGCAAUGGCAAUGGCAAUGGCGCUCCCCACCCAGCAAAAGGGGCCUUCUCUUCGCAACAGCAACGUCCCUCUCGCCCGUAGUCUUCAUCCAACUUUCAGAGGAAGACAACACAGGCACGAACGAAACGGCAGAGGGACGCAUGCUCGCCGCGUCUCGCUCCGAGCUCAAGGACUCGAAGACCGUGUCUGCCGAUACGCGCGGCUUUGCUCGUUUUAAGGAUACCGUGGUCUUGUUUCUGGAUCGGUAUCUGUGGGAGCCGGUCUGUACGGGGUUGCGGUUCUUGCAUUUGGUGGUUAUUUUUGUGCCGGUCAUGGUGAGUGUGCCGGUUAUGUGGGUGGGGAGGAGGGAUAGGCAGAGGGGCGGGGAGAGGAGGGGGUGUUUGUGGUGGUAUGGGUUUUUGGUUCGGGGGAUGGAGAGGGCUGGGCCGGCGUUUAUUAAGUUGGGACAAUGGGCCGCUUCUCGAUCAGAUAUCUUCCCUGAGGAAAUGUGCGAAAUUAUGUCGAAUCUACAUUCCAAUGCACCAGCUCACUCUCUUCACGAAACGAAGCGAAUCAUAAGGAGAGCUUUUGACGGGAGACCAUUUGAAGAGAUCUUUGAUGAAUUCGAGGAGAAGCCUUUAGGAGUAGGAGCAAUAGCACAAGUCUACAAAGCAAAACUAAAGCCUGAUCUUGCUGUACCAGGAGACACAGAUGUAGAGGAACCAAAGAACUUCACCAAAAUCGCAAGGAAGAAUGUGGAUACAUUGAUCAAGAGCACACCUCAAAGAGUGCCUUCAUCUUAUGUUGCCAUCAAAGUUUUACAUCCUGGUGUAGAAAGGGUAGUAAGACGAGAUCUCCGAAUAAUGGGAUUCUUCGCCUCGAUCCUAAACGCCAUUCCAACUAUCGAAUGGCUUUCCCUCCCCGACGAAGUCUCCCAAUUCGGAGAAAUGAUGAGACUACAACUCGACCUCCGAAUCGAAGCAGCAAACCUCACAAUCUUUCGAAAGAACUUCAAAGAGAGGACCACAGCCUGGUUUCCGUACCCCUACACAGCGUUCACCACCCGACAAGUCCUCGUCGAAGAAUUCGCUCAAGGAAUCCCGCUCUCAGAUUUCAUGGAAAAUGGAGGUGGUGUAUUCCAGCAAGAAAUCGCGGACGAAGGUCUAGAUGCUUUCCUGCACAUGCUCCUCAUUGAUAAUUUCGUCCACGCGGAUCUCCAUCCCGGAAAUAUCAUGGUCCGAUUCUACCAAUCGUCCAAACCGCAUCUACCGUUCAGCAAACACAAAGACGAAGAUCCACAAUCGCAGCCAGAUGUCACGGAACAAGUUCUCGCUCGCUUAAGACCCUUUAGACAUAAAAAAGACCUCAAAGCAUGGGACACCGAGCUACAGAAAAUCGACUACGAAGGUUACAGGCCUCAACUAAUCUUCAUCGACACAGGCCUAGUCACCGAACUCAACGCCACAAACCGCCGCAAUUUCCUCGAUCUCUUCAAAGCGGUAGCCGAAUUCGAUGGCUAUAAAGCGGGUCAUCUGAUGUGUGAACGCUGUCGACAACCAGACGCCGUUAUCGACGAAGAGAUCUUUGCGUUGAAGAUGCAACAUCUUGUUCUGGGCGUCAAAUCGAGGACUUUGGCUUUGGGUAAUAUGAAGAUUGGGGAUAUUCUCAAUGAGGUGUUGGGCAUGGUGAGGAGUCAUCAUGUCAGGAUGGAGGGAGAUUUCGUCAAUGUGGUUAUCAGUAUCCUCUUACUUGAGGGUAUUGGACGGAGUCUGAACCCUGACAUCGAUCUCUUGAGUAGUGCUUUGCCCAUCCUGAGACAACUAGGAGCCCAGAGUGGUGGGGGCAUGUUGAGACAGGGUGAUUUCUCCAUGUUGAAAGUCUGGGCUGGGUUGGAGGCUAGGAAAUUCUUGCAGGCUAGUAUUGAGGAUGUCGAGCGAUGUGUGAAAUAUGACUUGCUUUCACCAAAUGUAUAGACAGACGGUUUGUUACGAUUUUGAGCAUAGACGGCGUUUGUAUCAUAGCAUUGGGUGGUAGACUUCCUUUCACUCUUCCCUUCUCCAUUGAGAAGGCAUAGAAAUAGACGAGGUUUCAUCCUAUGAGUACCCUUAGUCUUGGGUGUAGUUCAUGUGCAAUAUCAAGCUCCAUAAGAAGUACCUUUAGUAUUGGGAGUUCUUGUGCAAUGUCAAACUCCACAAGAAGUAACCUUACAAUCAAUGUAGGUAGAAAGCUUCCUCUCAUAGCAAACUAUCCCCUUAAAGGCGAAGUACUUGCUAUAUUGCCCACCCUAAGGCGGUGUAGCAUAUAUCGAUUCACUUGAACAUUGUUGUAAAGAGCGCUAAGAUGCGGCCGCUUCGAAUCCAUAACUCUCCUCCUCCUCAUCUUGAUUCCGAUCUUCU
Molecule: messenger RNA, 2800 nt
Organism: Mollisia scopiformis
Lineage: Eukaryota; Fungi; Ascomycota; Leotiomycetes; Helotiales; Mollisiaceae
Product: ubiquinone biosynthesis protein-like protein
Exons: 3
Coding region: 245-2377 (710 amino acids)
Cellular component (GO): mitochondrion
Source: RefSeq, a predicted model, not a curated record